CCAUCAGAUGAUUGGACACCAAGAAGAAUGUCUCCCUCAUCUGCAGGGGGACAGUUUCACUUCAGAGGAUCCACAGCCCUCACAUUUGAAAGGGGACGAGAAGGAUCCGAAGCCCCCCUAUUUUAAAGAGGAAGAGGAGGGAGAGUGUCCUGUAGGGCAGGAGGAGGAUGAUGUCAGCAAGUUUCCACUGACUGUUGUCUCUGUGAAGACUGAAGAGCAUGAAGACAAAGCACCUGAGUCCUCACAGCUUCAUCACAGUCCAAACGUUCAACAUUCCCUUCACAUCAAAGAGGAAGAGGAUAAUCCACAGCCCACCCACAUGAAAGAGGAAGAAGAGGAUCCACACAUGAAAGAGGAAGAGGAGGUAGAGUGUGUUGAAAGGCAGGAGGAGGAUGAUGUCAGCAAGUUUCCACUGACUGUUGUCUCUGUGAAGACUGAAGAGCAUGAAGACAAAGCACCUGAGUCCUCACAGCUUCAUCACAGUCCAAAUGUCCAGCGGGUGUCAGCGGGGAGUCAUGAAGAGGAGUGGCACACCAGUGUGGGACAGAAGGAGCUACAGGCCCCCUCCCACAUUAAAGAGGAGCAGCUUCAUGAUGAAGAUGAAGCUCAGUCCUUACAGCUUCAUCACAGUCAAAGUGAGGAGAACAGAGGGGCGGAGCUUGUAAGUCAACACAUCACAGAAGCUGAUGGAGAGCAUUGUGAAGAUAUCAAGUCAGAACCAGACAGCAUCUUUGCUCCACUGUCAGACAUGGACCACAUGAUGUCACACUCUUCUGAUCACAGUGACCACAUCCAAAGACCUUUGGAGAGUAAAAAUGACUCUAAAGGUGAUACGAGACAUCACACUAACAACAAACACUUUGACUGCUCUGAAUGUGGGAAAUCAUUUAGACUGAAGACUAAUUGUACAGUACACAUGAGAACACAUACUGGAGAGAAACCUUUUACUUGCUCCGUUUGUAAGAAGAGUUUCUCCACAAAGCAAAGCAUGACCACACACAUGAGAACACACACUGGAGAGAAACCUUUUCCUUGCUCAGCUUGUGCUAAAAGAUUCAACAAAAAGAAUUACAUGAUAUUACACAUGAGAACACACACAGGUGAGAAACCUUUUACUUGCUCUGUUUGUAAGAAGAGUUUCUCCAGAAAGGAAUGCAUGACCACACACAUGAGAACACACACUGGAGAGAAACCUUUUACUUGCGCUGUUUGUAAGAAGAGUUUCUCCAGAAAAGAUUUCAUGACCACACACAUGAGAACACACACUAGAGAGAAACCUUUUACUUGCUCUGUUUGUAAGAAGAGUUUCUCCAGAAAGGAAUGCAUGACCACACACAUGAGAACACACACUGGAGAGAAACCUUUUACUUGCGCUGUUUGUAAGAAGAGUUUCUCCAGAAAAGAUUUCAUGACCACACACAUGAGAACACACACUAGAGAGAAACCUUUUACUUGCUCUGUUUGUAAGAAGACUUUCUCCAGAAAGGGUGACAUGACCACACACAUGAGAACACACACUGGAGAGAAACCUUUUGCUUGCUCAGCUUUUGCUAAAAGAUUCAACACUAAGAAGAAAAUUAUAUUACACAUGAGAACACACACUGGAGAGAAACCUUUUGCCUGCUCUGAAUGUGGGAAAUCAUUUAGAUGGAAGAGUCAUUUUACAGAACACAUGAGAACACACACUGGAGAGAAACCUUUUACUUGCUCUGUUUGUGCUAAAAGAUUCAACACUAAGAAUGAAAUGAUAUUACACAUGAGAACACAUACUGGAGAGAAACCUUUUACUUGCUCCGUUUGUAAGAAGAGUUUCCCCACAAAGCAUUACAUGACCAGACACAUGAGAACACAUCUUGGAGAGAAACCUUUUACUUGCUCCGUUUGUAAGAAGGGUUUCUCCAGAAAGCAUCACAUGACCAGACACAUGAGAACACACACUGGAGAGAAACAUUUUGCUUGCUCAGCUUGUGCUAAAAGAUUCAACACUAAGACUGAAAUGAUAUUACACAUGAGAACACACACAGGUGAGAAACCCUUUACUUGCUCUGUUUGUAAGAAGAGUUUCUCCAGAAAGGAACACAUGACCACACACAUGAGAACACACACUGGAGAGAAACCUUUUGCUUGCUCAGCUUGUGCUAAAAUAUUCAACACUAAGAAUGAAAUUAUAUUACACAUGAGAACACACACAGGUGAGAAACCCUUUACUUGCUCUGUUUGUAAGAAGAGUUUCUCCAGAAAGCAAAUGAUGACCAUACACAUGAGAACACACACUGGAGAGAAACCUUUUGCUUGCUCUGUUUGUAAGAAGAGUUUCUCCACAAAUACAAACUUGACCACACACAUGAGAACACACACUGGAGAGAAACCUUUUACUUGCUCUGUUUGUAAGAACAGUUUCUCCAGAAAAGAACACAUGAUAUUACACAUGGGAACACACACAGGUGAAAAACCCUUUACUUGCUAUGUUUGUAAGAAUAAUUUCUCUAGAAAGCAACACAUGACCAGACACAUGAGAACACACACUGGAGAGAAACCUUUUGCUUGCUCAGCUUGUGCCAAAAGAUUCAACACUAAGAAUGAAAUGAUAUUACACAUGAGAACACACACAGGUGAGAAAUCCUUUACUUGCUCCGUUUGUAAGAAGAGUUUCUCCAGAAAGCAAAUCAUGACCAUGCACAUGAGAACACACACUGGAGAGAAACCUUUUGCUUGCUCAGCUUGUGCUAAAAGAUUCAACACUAAGAAUGGCAUGAUAUUACACAUGAGAACAAACACUGGAGAGAAACCUUUUACUUGCUCAGUGUUAGUAUAAUUAUGUAUAUAUAUUAUCACACUAACUUUAGUAUCCUUAAAGUCUGUUGCUUUAGUUAUUAGUUAUUGUGCUUAAGUUAGACUUUUCUAUUCGUGCAAGGACAAACACUUCUUGUCUGAGGGGUGGCCUCUUUGUUUUAGCCCGCUAACAGCCAAGGACUUCAAGGACCUCUACGAAGAUAAGACGACAGCACGCUGACGAAGCGGAGACAAGGCGAAAUCACAAGGCCACCACCACAUUCUGUCACGUAUUGUGCGUCCUGGACCUGCUUUGCAUAAUAUAUGUGACCACUCCUUUUAGAGGCGGCCUCAGUGAUGUUGACUGUGGAACUCUUGAAUAAAUAGAGGGACGCGGGAGCUGAACCUUAGAGCGUAUG
Messenger RNA from Nerophis lumbriciformis (worm pipefish), 3191 nucleotides. Lineage: Eukaryota; Metazoa; Chordata; Actinopteri; Syngnathiformes; Syngnathidae. The record is from RefSeq and is a predicted model, not a curated record.